Sinocyclocheilus rhinocerous is the source of this 672-nucleotide messenger RNA. RefSeq names its product ubinuclein-2-like. Gene Ontology annotation, biological process: chromatin organization. Gene Ontology annotation, cellular component: nucleus. The record is from RefSeq and is a predicted model, not a curated record. The annotation marks the transcript as partial. The transcript has 5 exons. NCBI's taxonomy places the organism in Eukaryota, Metazoa, Chordata, Actinopteri, Cypriniformes, Cyprinidae.
GGCAGAUUGUGAAGGAGAGCGAGCAGGAGACGAGGUAGAUAGAGGUGUAGGAGGAACAGACCAUCAUGACAGAGAGAAAGUAGACAGAAAACAGUGAGAACAGCGAGAGGCGUCUCGUCAGUUCGAUAUGGAGGGCAGGAAGAAGUUUUUCACACUGGACAUGAACAACAUCCUGCUGGACAUCGAGCUGCAGGUGCAGGAGAAGCCUGUGUAGGUGCGCGCCGCCGUCUACUCUCAUCUGGAGGCCUUUGUGCCGUGCAAUAAAGAGGCUCUGCUGAAGCGGCUGAAGAAGCUCAGUCUGAACAUCCAGGACGACCGGCUGCGCACGCCGCUGCACAAGCUCAAGCUGGCCGUGUGCAGCGUCAUGCCGGAGCAGAUCGCACGAUACAACAUGGACUGCAUGGCCAAAGUCGCCAAGCAGCAGAUGGAGGACGGCGACAGAAACGGCUCAGAGGACGACGAUGAUGAGAAGCCAGGAAAAAGAGUCAUGGGACCCAGGAAGAAAUUUGUGUGGGACGACAAACUCAGGUCUCUGCUGUGUAAUCUGGUGCGGGUCAAGCUGGGCUGUUACGAGCUGGAGGGUCAGAGUUCACUCUCACCUGAAGAUUACCUGAAAGUCUUCAUGGAGGCGGAGGUCAAACCGCUCUGGCCUAAAGGAUGGAUGCAGGCCAG